Molecule: messenger RNA, 1452 nt
Organism: Venturia canescens
Lineage: Eukaryota; Metazoa; Arthropoda; Insecta; Hymenoptera; Ichneumonidae
Product: coiled-coil domain-containing protein 96-like
Exons: 5
Coding region: 1-1452 (483 amino acids)
Biological process (GO): cilium assembly
Cellular component (GO): axoneme; ciliary basal body
Source: RefSeq, a predicted model, not a curated record
AUGGAAGAAACGAUCGAUACUUGGCGGCAAUCGGAAGAAAACUUGGACCCGAAAGAUUCGAGCAACGAAUCGGAAGCUGAAGCUGACGCCGAUGGCGUCAAGGAAGAACCCUCGUUCUGGGAGACCGAGGAGAGCUCGAAGAAACCAAAAGACUCACCGGACGAUGAUUUCGACUUGAAACUCGACGAUCGCACCCCCGACGAAUCCUCCGAGGCCACGAGCGCCCUUAAAAUUAACGAUCGCUCGAAACCGUUCGAGGAUUAUCUCGAAGAAUUCGACAGCGACGAAAGCACGAGCGACGAAAACGAUCAAAUUCAAUAUCGCGAGGGUUACGCGCGCGAUGCUCCAACGUGUGUCAGUCGAGAGUUUUACGACGGGCAGCAAGACGGAGCGGGAGAAGAAGAAGAAAUUUAUUCCACAGAGCCGAGCUCCGGAGCACAGGAAAAGCCCGAGGAACGUCCAAUCCCGGACACUGCUGAACCGUCGGAAUCAGACGUCGGCGGUUUGCUCGCCGAUAUCCCUCUAGAGAAGCGUCAGGCGAUGACGCCGGAGGACGAGGCCUCGGCGGCGCAGCUCAUGGACGAUCGUUACAUGAAAAAAUUGCUUUCCUACAAAACGACGAUGGAGGAGCUGGAGGCGCGUCGAGCCGAGUUUCACGAGGAGCUUGGCAACAUGGAGACAAAGCUCGAGAGCGCGCUCGAGGAGGAUUCCACGAGCUUUGGCGAGCUCCUUGAAAGAGAGAAGGAAAUCGGAGUCGGUUUGGUGUUCGAAAAAUCUGGUCGUGCGAUCAGCGCCAAAGCGAUGGAGACGACGAUCCGUCGAAAAGUUUUGCGCCGGCAAUUGCUCAACCAAAAUCGUUUCAAGUACAUUUAUUAUCGCCACGUGUACGAGAACGUCAAAGCGAAACUGCGUUCCGCUGAGAAACUGGGUGCGGGCCUGACGAUCCUGGAGUACGAAGUGUUGCGAGUGGACAACGAGAACUACAGGGAAAAGGUGGAAGAACGUGACAAACUUCUGGAGAAUAUCGCACUCAAGAUAGAAACUGUCGUGGCUACUUUGGCCCACUACAAGGAGAAAGAUGUGGCGAAUCGUGGCCAGCUUUACAACGAGCACAGAUGUCUCGAGCUCGUAAGAUCAGAAGCGCUGAGGACCCGGGCAGGUUUUACGAAAGUCCUUGCACUGUUGUGGACCAUUCGGAAUGAUUGUUUGGAGAAAAAACGUCGAGCCGGAAUGCUGUUCGCAGUCCCCGUGGUCCGCGACAUGGAAAAGACAAUGGAAGCCCUCGACAAGCUCAAGGCUCAACUCGAGCGAAUGAUUUCAAUAGAAGAAUCCACCGGGGGAGUUGGCACUUCAAGGAACAAGCUACAAGUCGAUGAAAAUCGUACGACCGUGACGGGAAUGACUCGGGUCAAAAGUGCUGGACGAAUGAAGACGAGACCUGGACGCUGUUGA